Molecule: messenger RNA, 1863 nt
Organism: Eucalyptus grandis
Lineage: Eukaryota; Viridiplantae; Streptophyta; Magnoliopsida; Myrtales; Myrtaceae
Product: SNF1-related protein kinase regulatory subunit beta-2
Exons: 4
Coding region: 671-1549 (292 amino acids)
Molecular function (GO): protein binding
Source: RefSeq, a predicted model, not a curated record
CUCUCGCUCGUGCACGCUCUCUGCGCGAGGAGGAGGAGGAGGAGGGUGGUAGGGGAAAAAGAGUAGGGGGAGGACUUUGUCAAAAUGCUGACGUGACGAGCAUUCCCCCAUCACGGUCACUGGGCCAUCCGUCCGAUCUUCCAACCUCGUCGGAGCAACCCAAUUCCCCUUCUUUUUCUCUGUUGCAUUCUCUUCCCUUCCUUCCUUUUCGUUCUUGGUUUCGAGGGUCGUCUCUUCUCUUCGCUCGCUCUCCCUCCUCCUCCUUCUCCAAUUUCCCAUUCUUGCUUUCCCUUCUUUCUCUUCGUUUCUCCGUCUCGGGUUCUUUUUUUUUCCCCUUUAAUUUUUAUUGGGUAUUCCUGUUUCUUUUACCCUUUAUGUCCCUGCGGUCGAACAGGGGCAAUCCAUCUACUGUCGCCUCGAUGGGUUCCUGCUUCUUUAUAGUCGGAAAGUAGCGCUUUUUGUGGUGAAUGGGUUCGUGGGUCUAAUCCUUAAAAGCGUCCGAAUCGAGCUUGAAUUGUGCGAGUGGGGCUUUCGCUCGUUUAAUCUUCUUUUUUUUCUUUCUUUUUUCCUUUUGGGUGUUGGUUCUUGAGGGAUUUCUUCCCCCCUUGUAGCGUUGAAGAUAGAUAGAUAGAUAUAUAGAUAAAAGAAAGAAAGGGCUUUGAUUGAGAGGAUGGGGAAUGUGAACGGAAGAGAAGAUGGGGUGGGCAGUCCAUCUGGGGUCGAUGAAGAAGGUGGCGGCGGUGGCGAUGGUAGUGUUCAGGAUAGCAUGGGUGCGCCCGAUGAGGCGCUCGUUGGCUACACUGCGCCGGCUGAGUUGAUGGGCCAGUCUCCUCCCCACAGCCCUAGAGCCACCCAGUCUCCUCUGAUGUUCGCUCCUCAGGUCCCAGUGGCUCCACUGCAUAGACCAGAUGAGAUGCAUGGUUCUGGCCCCUCCUGGAUGCAAACUUCCUCGGGUUAUGAAGAUGCAUGUAGUGAACAAGGGAUACCAACCAUGAUCACAUGGUGUUAUGGUGGUAAGGAAGUUGCUGUGGAGGGAUCAUGGGACAACUGGAAAACAAGGAUGCCCUUGCAGAGAUCAGGGAAAGACUUCACAAUAAUGAAAGUAUUGCCAUCAGGUGUUUACCAGUAUAGGUUCAUUGUUGAUGGGCAGUGGAGGCAUGCACCUGAUAUACCCUGGACCCAAGAUGACGUUGGAGCUACUUACAACAUUUUGGACUUGCAGGAUUUUGUUCCUGAAGACCUCGAGAGCAUCUCCAGCUUCGAACCUCCACAGUCCCCAGAGUCGAGCUAUACCAACUUGUUUCUUGGAUCUGAGGAUUACGCAAAAGAGCCGCCCAUGGUGCCGCCUCACCUACAGCUCACGCUUUUGAACGUGCCGGCACUCCACUUGGAGAUUCCACCACCUUUGUCAAGACCCCAACAUGUAGUGCUCAACCAUCUUUAUAUGCAGAAAGGGAAGAGCUGCCCAGCGGUGGUUGCACUUGGCUCAACAAACAGGUUUUUAUCCAAAUACGUGACGGUGGUGCUCUAUAAAUCCUUGCAGAGGUAGAGCAUGCUUACUUUGUAUCUGGAUGGGCUGUGGAGGUUACUACCAAUUUGAUCAAGAGGGUAAUGCAUUUUGUCAGUGGCUUAGACUAGGAGGUCAAAAAGAGUCAAUUGCGAAUGGAGCCUAAUUGAUGGUGAUUUUAAUGUAGACCAUGUGAUCUGAUAGGUGUUAGCGUCGAUAACGUGGUCUGGCCUCUUUUUUGGUUUCACCCGCUCAUGCAACAAGGAAUCUAUCGAAACAUGUAGCUCUGGAAUUGCAAUACUAAGAACUGCUCUCUCAUUUCAAAGGAGAGAUUGAAUGACGGCUUUCUUUUGUCA